Molecule: messenger RNA, 2710 nt
Organism: Gorilla gorilla gorilla (western lowland gorilla)
Lineage: Eukaryota; Metazoa; Chordata; Mammalia; Primates; Hominidae
Gene: CEP55
Product: centrosomal protein 55
Exons: 9
Coding region: 378-1772 (464 amino acids)
Biological process (GO): regulation of phosphatidylinositol 3-kinase/protein kinase B signal transduction; establishment of protein localization; mitotic cytokinesis
Cellular component (GO): midbody
Source: RefSeq, a predicted model, not a curated record
GCGGGCCGCGCCCAGCCGGCAGUGACGUGCCCCGCCCUGUAGCCGCGGGAUUCAAACUCCCGGAAGCGGCAUCCGCGCCUAAUGGUGUGACUCGGCCGACGCGAGCGCCGCGCUUUGCUUCAGCUGCUAGCUGGCCCAAGGGAGGCGACCGCGGAGGGUGGCGAGGGGCGGCCAGGACCCGCAGCCCCGGGGCCGGGCCGGUCCAGACCGCCAGGGAGGGCGGGUCAGUGGGAAGAUCGCGUCCGCGGGAUUCAAUCUCUGCCCGCUCUGAUAACAGUCCUUUUCCCUGGCGCUCACUUCGUGCCUGGCACCCGGCUGGGCGCCUCAAGACCGUUGUCUCUUCGAUCGCUCCUUUGGACUUGGCGACCAUUUCAGAGAUGUCUUCCAGAAGUACCAAAGAUAUAAUUAAAAGUAAGUGGGGAUCGAAGCCUAGUAACUCCAAAUCCGAAACUACAUUAGAAAAAUUAAAGGGAGAAAUUGCACACUUAAAGACAUCGGUGGAUGAAAUCACAAGUGGGAAAGGAAAGCUGACUGAUAAAGAGAGACACAGACUUUUGGAGAAAAUUCGAGUCCUCGAGGCUGAGAAGGAGAAGAACGCUUAUCAACUCACAGAGAAGGACAAAGAAAUACAGCGACUGAGAGACCAACUGAAGGCCAGAUAUAGUACUACCGCAUUGCUUGAACAGCUGGAAGAGACAACGAGAGAAGGUGAAAGGAGGGAGCAGGUGUUGAAAGCCUUAUCUGAAGAGAAAGAUGUAUUGAAACAACAGUUGUCUGCUGCAACCUCACGAAUUGCUGAACUUGAAAGCAAAACCAAUACACUCCGUUUAUCACAGACUGUGGCUCCAAACUGCUUCAACUCAUCAAUAAAUAAUAUUCAUGAAAUGGAAAUACAGCUGAAAGAUGCUCUGGAGAAAAAUCAGCAGUGGCUCGUGUAUGAUCAGCAGCGGGAAGUCUAUGUAAAAGGACUUUUAGCAAAGAUCUUUGAGUUGGAAAAGAAAACGGAAACAGCUGCUCAUUCACUCCCACAGCAGACAAAAAAGCCUGAAUCAGAAGGUUAUCUUCAAGAAGAGAAGCAGAAAUGUUACAACGAUCUCUUGGCAAGUGCAAAAAAAGAUCUUGAGGUUGAACGACAAACCAUAACUCAGCUGAGUUUUGAACUGAGUGAAUUUCGAAGAAAAUAUGAAGAAACCCAAAAAGAAGUUCACAAUUUAAAUCAGCUGUUGUAUUCACAAAGAAGGGCAGAUGUGCAACAUCUGGAAGAUGAUAGGCAUAAAACAGAGAAGAUACAAAGACUCAGGGAAGAGAAUGAUAUUGCUAGGGGAAAACUUGAAGAAGAGAAGAAGAGAUCCGAAGAGCUCUUAUCUCAGGUCCAGUUUCUUUACACAUCUCUGCUAAAGCAGCAAGAAGAACAAACAAGGGUAGCUCUGUUGGAACAACAGAUGCAGGCAUGUACUUUAGACUUUGAAAAUGAAAAACUCGACCGUCAACAUAUGCAGCAUCAAUUGCAUGUAAUUCUUAAGGAGCUCCGAAAAGCAAGAAAUCAAAUAACACAGUUGGAAUCCUUGAAACAGCUUCAUGAGUUUGCCAUCACAGAGCCAUUAGUCACUUUCCAAGGAGAGACUGAAAACAGAGAAAAAGUUGCCGCCUCACCAAAAAGUCCCACUGCUGCACUCAAUGAAAGUCUGGUGGAAUGUCCCAAGUGCAAUAUACAGUAUCCAGCCACUGAACAUCGCGAUCUACUUGUCCAUGUGGAAUACUGUUCAAAGUAGCAAAAUAAGUAUUUGUUUUGAUAUUAAAAGAUUCAAUACUGUAUUUUCUGUUAGCUUGUGGGCAUUUUGAAUUAUAUAUUUCACAUUUUGCAUAAAACUGCCUAUCUACCUUUGACACUCUGGCAUGCUAGUGAAUCAUGUAUCUUUUAGGCUGCUGUGCAUUUCUCUUGGCAGUGAUACCUCCCUGACAUGGUUCAUCAUCAGGCUGCAAUGACAGAAUGUGGUGAGCAGCGUCUACUGAGACUACUAACAUUUUGCACUGUCAAAAUACUUGGUGAGGAAAAGAUAGCUCAGGUUAUUGCUAAUGGGUUAAUGCACCAGCAAGCAAAAUAUUUUAUGUUUUGGGGGUUUUGAAAAAUCAAAGAUAAUUAACCAAGGAUCUUAACUGUGUUCACAUUUUUUAUCCAAGCACUUAGAAAACCUACAAUCCUAAUUUUGAUGUCCAUUGUUAAGAGGUGGUGAUAGAUACUAUUUUUUUUUCAUAUCGUAUAGCGGUUAUUAGAAAAGUUGGGGAUUUUCUUGAUCUUUAUUGCUGCUUACCAUUGAAACUUAACCCAGCUGUGUUCCCCAGCUCUGUUCUGCACACGAAACAGUAUCUGUUUGAGGCAUAAUCUUAAGUGGCCACACACAAUGUUUUCUCUUAUAUUAUCUGGCAGUAACUGUAACUUGAAUUGCAUUAGCACAUGCUGGUUAGCUAAAAUUGUUAAAAUAAAUUUUAAUAAACCCAUGUAGCCCUCUCAUUUGAUUGACAGUAUUUUAUUUAUUUUUGGCAUUCUUAAAGCUGGGCAAUGUAAUUAUCAGAUCUUUGUUUGUCUGAACAGAUAUUUUUAUACAUGCUUUUUGUAAACCAAAAACUUUUAAAUUUCUUCAGGUUUUCUAACAUGCUUACCACUGGGCUACUGUAAAUGAGAAAAGAAUAAAAUUAUUUAAUGUUUUAA